AUGCACACACAUAGACCAAACGAAGAAACCGAGCAGCCCUUACUGCCACUGACCCUGGAUUCUGAUUUACAAUCUCAAUAUGCUGACAGUGCAGCUACUUUUUACAAUAUACUCAACAAUCCCACACAAACGACCUCAUCAUCAUCUUCAUUCAUACAACGAGACACCAAAAACAGGACGUCAAGAUUACACUCAUUAUCUCAUUCACUCCGUUCCUCCGCAAGCAAAACCAAUUCUCCCGCAAGGACGCACAAUAGUCGACGAAGCUCGAAAUAUAAUAUUCGUCAUCAUCACCAAUAUCGUUCUGAUAAUGGAUUACGUAGAUACAGCAACAGUGCCAGUAACUACUUUUUCCGUAAUUAUUCGCUUAUACCCACCGAGGGGGAUGAUAUACAGAAAAAUAAAUCACAAAAGCUAUUAUGCUUAUGGCCGUUACCCUUAGUAACAAGGUACAUGAUUUUGACAGCAACAAUUAUCUCCUCGUUAAACGCAGCGAAAAUUAUGGACUUGUCAUGUUUUGCACCUUCAUACCUUUAUUACAGGUAUGACUUCAAGAACUUGCUGCUAUCACCAUUUUUAUUCGACUGGACAUUACCCAAUAUGACAUUGUACGGUUGGAAUUUACUCAUACUUGGACUUUUUGAAGAAUCUUUGACCUUGAUGAUGGGCGGGACAAGACGUUUUGUGGGAGUGUUAAUAGUUUUGUUUGCAUCCGUGUCAAGUAUACGCUUCUUAUUAGGCUAUACGUUUUCGAGAUGGACAGGAUGGCAAUUCCCUUCCUUCUUUUUCAGUAACAGUAUGCAUGAAUGCAAUCAAGGCUUAUCUCCUUUUCUAUUCGCAUUACUUAUUGUACAAUCACUGAGUAUGGACGACAAAUACAUCGUGAUCUUUGGAGAAGAAGACUCAAAUCAUCGACUUACGAUUCGAAAAAUAACGCUACAGUUUAUUAUGUGCUUGAUGAAUUAUUUCACGAAAAAUAUAUUUUGGUGGUCUAUCUCAGGCUUAUUAACGGGCUGUUUAGCCAUCAUUGCCCUUCAGGCAUUUUUGAUUCAUAAGAAGCGGGAAGAAUCCAUAAAAGUAAAAAAUGCGAACGAAUUUGCUUCGCUCGAACACUACCGGCGAACACCCACUUGGCGAAUUGUUUGGACAGCCAUGAAAACAUGCGGCAAGGCCGUUUGCUUAGCAAUGCCUGUAUUAAUAUUGUGGAAUACAUAUUAUAACAUUGAACACCUUGUCACACCAGCUGAACUCAAUACGAUUGCAACAGACAAACCUUACCUUUUCACAUUCAUUUUCAUGACCGCGCCACGACGCGGUGAUCCUGCUUAUUUGACACGCACCAUUGAAUCUUAUUUAGCUAAUUGGCCCGAGUAUCCAUCUCCUGCCUCGCCUUAUUACCGUAUGCAAGCUAUCAUCUAUACCCACUUUUCACAACAUACUCAAUAUGAUCUUGCGAAAGAAUACUUUUCAAAUACAACGAAAGGGCAACGUUAUCUAAGAUGGGUUCGUGAGGAAGGCAGUGAUUUAAAUCAACGUUUGCAUCUCUCAAAAGCGUUGAGCAUGAGCACUCGUCUGUACGACAGUGCGUAUUACGUUUUGAUGGAGGAUGAUUUUCCUGUAUGUGGACCUCAUGAAUGGCAUCAGAUCGAAAAUGUUGUCUACAAGGCUGCCACGAAUAUUCCAGAUCACUGCGGUGCUUUUGUAGGAACUGGCGGAAGGUAG
Mycotypha africana is the source of this 1722-nucleotide messenger RNA. RefSeq lists its product as uncharacterized. The transcript has 2 exons. NCBI's taxonomy places the organism in Eukaryota, Fungi, Mucoromycota, Mucoromycetes, Mucorales, Mycotyphaceae. The record is from RefSeq and is a predicted model, not a curated record. The coding region runs from base 1 to 1722 and encodes 573 amino acids.